AUGGCAGAGACCUAUGGAAGCGUCAUUAAAAUCAAAGCGUUGUUCGGAGAAAAUCAACUUUAUGUUUUCGAUCCGAAGGCAAUGCAUCAAAUCGUUGUAAAGGAUCAAUACAUAUAUGAGGAAACCUCAUCGUUCAUCGAGGGCAACAAAAUUAUUUUCGGUCAUGGACUUCUUGGCACACUUGGCGAACAACAUCGCAAACAGCGUAAAAUGCUAAAUCCCGUUUUCUCCAUUGCGCACAUGCGUGAAAUGGUUCCCAUUUUCUAUCAAGUUGCUUACAGACUACGUGACGCAAUGCAGAAAAGGACUAAAGACGGUGCACGGGAGAUCGAUCUUCUAUUGUGGAUGAGUCGAACUGCGCUGGAACUCAUUGGUCAAAGUGGGAUCGGUUAUUCCUUCGAUUCUUUGGAGGAAGAUGUUGCCACCCAUCCGUACAGCAGAGUUGUGAAGAAAUUGGCGCCGGUUUCUUUUAAGCUCAUAUUCCCUCGCACAUAUUUGCUUGCGCCACUAGUCAAAAUUGGAACUCCCAAACUCCGUAGGGCAAUACUGAAUUGGCUACCUUUUAAAACUCUCCAUCAACUUCGAGACAUCGUGGACACCAUGCAUGAAACUUCGGUCAAAAUUUUAGACUCUAAAAAGAAGGCUCUGAUGGAGGGGGACGAAGCGGUCGAAAGGCAAGUUGGUCGGGGAAAAGAUAUCUUGAGCAUUCUUUUAAGGGCCAAUAUGAACGCUUCGGAUGACGAUAAAUUGAGUGAUGAAGAAGUCCUUGCACAAUUAUCGACUUUGAUAUUUGCCGCGAUGGACACGACUUCGGGAGCACUUUCACGGAUUCUUCACUUGUUGUCUAUUCAUCAGGACGUCCAAAGCAAACUCCGAGAAGAAAUCACUGAGGCAAGGAAGCAAAAGGGCGGAGAUCUCCCUUACGACGAAUUGGUUAGCCUGCCUUAUCUGGAUGCGAUAUGUCGUGAGACACUCAGAUUGUACCCCCCCGUUUCAGUGGUGCAGAGGACUACCCGUCAAGAUGUAGUUCUUCCGCUCUCAAAUCCCAUCAGAGGCGUGGACGGCAAGGAAAUUACUGAAAUACCCAUCCCUAAUAAUACCAAUGUCAUUGUUGGAAUUAUGGCUUCGAAUAGGAAUCCGGAAUUGUGGGGUCCUGAUUCUUAUGAGUGGAAGCCUGAGCGCUGGCUUAAACCCUUACCGGAAACUUUAAUAAGCGCACAUUUGCCUGGAAUUUAUUCCAACUUAAUGACUUUCCUUGGGGGUGGAAGAGCAUGCAUCGGCUUUAAGUUCUCACAACUUGAAAUGAAGGUUGUAUUGUCUGUUUUAAUCGAGUCUUUCCGGUUCUCGGCCCCCAGUGACAAGAACAUAAAUAAAGGAAAGGGUGGAAAAAACAGGAGACGUGGAAAGAACGAGAACGAUGAUGAUAAGCGUGAGCUUGUGUUCCGUGAAGACGGACAAGAAUACGCCCAGGUGAUAAAAAUGCUUGGAAAUGGACGACUGGAGGCCCAGUGUUUUGACGGCGAGAAGAGAUUAGCUCACAUUCGAGGAAAGAUGAGGAAAAAGGUUUGGAUUAACCAGGGCGAUAUCGUUCUCCUUUCUUUGCGAGACUUCCAGGACGACAAGGCCGAUGUUAUUGUGAAGUAUACAGCCGAUGAAGCCCGUAAUCUGAAAGCCUACGGAGAACUUCCAGAAAACGCCAAAAUCAAUGAAACGGAUACCUUCGGUGAAGAAGACGGAGAAUGCACAUUCGAGUUCGGUGAUGAGGGCGAGGUUGAUAUUGAUGAUAUCUAA
Psilocybe cubensis is the source of this 1791-nucleotide messenger RNA. RefSeq lists its product as uncharacterized. The transcript has 20 exons. Lineage: Eukaryota; Fungi; Basidiomycota; Agaricomycetes; Agaricales; Agrocybaceae. Gene Ontology annotation, molecular function: translation initiation factor activity; oxidoreductase activity, acting on paired donors, with incorporation or reduction of molecular oxygen; iron ion binding. Gene Ontology annotation, biological process: translational initiation. Bases 1 to 1791 code for a protein of 596 amino acids. The record is from RefSeq and is a predicted model, not a curated record.